AUGCAAAACACUGAAAACCGUUGGUAGUCAUAUACUUAUAUUGUAUGGAUACAAUAUCAAUGAAAAGAAAAUGGGGACAAACGUUUUUUCAAAAUAUCUUUUGUGAGAAGAAAGUCAAACAGGUUUGGAAUGACACAAGGGGCCCUUAUUUUAACGAUCUGAAACGCAAGUGUCAAAGCGCGAAGCGCAAGUAACUUUGUGGGCGGGUCUCGGCACUGCUGCUAUUUUCCCGGCAGGAUAAAUGGCUCUUGCGCCUUGCGCAAAUCUAAAAUGGGUUGGUCUGAAGUAGCUUCAUUAUUCAUAGGUGUGGUUUGGGCGUAACGUGAAAUAAACCAAUCAGAGCGUCAUCCAACAUUCCCUUUAAAAGCAGGUGCGCAAGUUCCAUUAUGGAUUGCUAUUAUUAUGGCGUAUUUACCAGGCGCACGCCAGGAGCGGUUCACAGCCGAGGAGACUGAUGUUCUUGUAAGAGCAGUGAAAGACAGAGAAGUUGUGUUGUAUGGGGAUGGGAGAAACCCACCCAAAAUAGCGUCGGUUAAACAGGCGUGGGAGGAAAUAGCCAAAAUUGUUUCAUCAGCUGGCAUCCCCAGGACGUCGCACCAGUGCCGCAAGCGCUACAAUGACAUCAGAAGACGGGUAAAGUCCAAGCUUGCCAGCAUCAAUCGGGCACGCCGUGUAACGGGAGGUGGAUCUGCCUCUACUCAGGACCUGACGCCAGCAGAGGACAUCGCUGCGUCCACCCUCACCGCUGAAAGCAGUCCAACCCCAAGCUUCGCAGGAAGACCCUGGCCUCGUGAGCCGUGCGCACGGGCCAUCUGAGGAGGGAACAGCGCAACCAUCAAGGUCCAGACCCACUACACGCCGUGGCAGCAUUGCUAGACCGGAGGACCACCCCUUCCUGCAGCUCCAGCAAACCGGAUUUGAAAUGCUGGAGCGGUAGCUGUCUGGGAUGCGGCAAAGUGUGAAUGGCCGUCUUGACAGGAUGGCGAUGUUGCUGCGGCCUCUCGGGCGCAUCUCCUCAAGCCUGGAGAGGAUUGCUGCAGCCAUGGAGCGUGGCCCUUCAAGCGCACCACCACCUCCUGUUGUGCCUCUUCCUCCUUCCCCCACUCCAUCUCCAUCCACCCGUUCCACCAGGCGCACAUCACGCAAUGCCAUUCCCGGACCCUCAGGUGUCCAAUCCCGCCGUGGCGCGCGUCGCAAAACUACCAGAGGAGGGAAAAAGAAAUGAACUUUUUCUGUUUAA
Triplophysa dalaica is the source of this 1240-nucleotide messenger RNA. RefSeq names its product myb/SANT-like DNA-binding domain-containing protein 4. Gene Ontology annotation, molecular function: RNA polymerase II cis-regulatory region sequence-specific DNA binding; DNA-binding transcription factor activity, RNA polymerase II-specific. NCBI's taxonomy places the organism in Eukaryota, Metazoa, Chordata, Actinopteri, Cypriniformes, Nemacheilidae. Bases 403 to 816 code for a protein of 137 amino acids. Gene Ontology annotation, cellular component: nucleus. Gene Ontology annotation, biological process: regulation of transcription by RNA polymerase II. The record is from RefSeq and is a predicted model, not a curated record. The transcript is spliced from 2 exons.